Molecule: messenger RNA, 3735 nt
Organism: Saccharomycodes ludwigii
Lineage: Eukaryota; Fungi; Ascomycota; Saccharomycetes; Saccharomycodales; Saccharomycodaceae
Gene: ELM1
Product: serine/threonine protein kinase ELM1
Exons: 1
Coding region: 1-3735 (1244 amino acids)
Biological process (GO): protein phosphorylation
Molecular function (GO): protein kinase activity; ATP binding
Source: RefSeq, a predicted model, not a curated record
AUGUCUAUGAGUAAUCGUCACUCUGUGUCCCUAGCAGAAGCCAAUCUAUUAUUACCUAACAAUGACAAUAAUAGUAAUAGCAAUAGCAAUAGCAAUAAUAAUAACAACAACAACAACAACAACAAUGAUAACAAUAAUGACAAUGACAUUAAAGGUAUCCAUGGGAUGAACUAUACAUUAAAAUUAAAUAAAUUGAAGAGCAAUAAUACUGUAGGAGGUAUACAAACAACGCUUCAACGUAAAGGUAGUGGUAGUAAUAAUCAAAAAUCGCACCACUACUACCCGAGCUUGUUAGAUUCUUCUUUUACUAAUGGUGCUAGUAACCCCAAUUUUAUAAAUACAACUACAAAUUCAAAUACAACACCAACCACACCAACAUUUCGUACGUUACCAUCCUUAUUAAAAACCCCAAGCAAUAAAAAGCUAACCUAUUUUUCGAUUAUAGAAUCCAAUUUAGACAAAUUUCCUAUAAAUGUAUCACCCUUAAUCAUCUUUUCCAAACAACGAAAAAUAUCAACCACAGUGAUUCCAAUAGGAGAUGUCACAGGUAAACUUAUACCGGCAACCACUAGUACCGGUCUACCGUCUUCGUCUGCGAAAAAUUAUAAAUUAUACUGCAACCAAUAUAAAAUAUUGGAGAAUUUAGGCUCAGGUCAAUUUGCCAAAGUUUAUAAGGGGAUAACCCCCGUAGGAUCAUUAGUAGCCUUAAAAACAUUUAGGAAAAAACCAUUAAAUUCUUCACAAUACUCUUUUCAACAAAUCCAAACUUAUUUAUCCAGAAAUUCGAAUACAAUAAAUACAUUUGCAUCAUCUGUUUCUUCAAACAAUAAUAGUAAUACUACUACAAUUAACUCGUUUAGUGGUAGUAACGCCGGACAUAACAAUAAUAAUGCUAUUAAUAACACAAUAAACACCUUAAAUAGUGUUGAUAGUAUUGUUAUGUAUAUGAACGUUACCAAAAUACGAUGGGAGAUCUAUGUAAUGACCAGAUUAUCUGAAAAAAUAAGUAAAAGUAGUAAUAAUUGUUCAAAAAUAGGAAGCGAAAAUGUAAUUAAAUUGCUAGACUGUAUCGAUUCUAACAAGAGCAAGAAAAUUUGGGUAAUCACCGAGUUUGCCGAAUUUGGAGAACUAGACUGGAAUGAUUUACACCAACAAUAUAAGUUAAUAAUGGGCAGUACUACGGUGCUACAUCAAGACAAUAAUUAUUAUUACUAUUUGCCAAACUAUGACUUUAAUAGGUUUAUUUUAGAUAUAUAUAAAGAUUUGGUGCUGGGUUUAUAUUUUUUAUAUUGUAAAGGUCUAGUCCAUAGAGAUAUAAAGCCUUCAAACAUUUUGUUGUUUAAAAAUGCGCAUACGAGUUAUAGAAAUUCUCCGAUUAUUGCAAAAUUAAGUGAUUUCGGCACUGCUAUUAUUCAUCCAGACCACUUACCAUCUAGUGAAAGUAUGGGCAUUAAUAAUAAAGAGAUAUUGUUUGAUUGUUACCAAAAUGAGUUGAAUAAAAUUGUCGGUACUCCGGCCUUUAUCCCACCUGAAGUUUGUAAUUUUAAACAUAACGGUGGGGAUGUUAGUAUAACUACUCCCUUGGACGGAUUUCAGUUAGACAUGUGGAGUCUAGGCGUUACCAUGUUUACAUUAAUAUAUGGAUGUUUACCGUUUGAAGGAGAUAAUGAAUUUGAAACUUUUGAUAAAAUAGUCAAUUUAGAAUUAAACUUGGAGAAUUUAAAAUAUAGAGUGGGAAUAAAAAACACUGAUGAUGCGAAUGGCUUUAAGAUCGAAAGAUUGGUGAAUUUGAUGAAUUACAGAAUGCUUUGUAAACAACCACAUGAAAGAUGUACCAUUCUAGAGUUGGUUAAAGAUACAGAAUUAAUUAGUAUUCAGAAUAUUUCGCAGAAUGACGCUGAAAUGAGUUUUACUGAUCAUUCUAACAAGCAUAUACACAAUAGCCAUUCAACUUUGUCAAACGCUGUACCAGCUUCCUCUAGCAACAGCGAUUCCGAAUAUGCCACAGAACGGGACUCUACAGCUUCUGUGAAUAAUUCAUCAAAUUUGGAACAUGGCACUACUGAGUCUUAUUUGCAUUUAUCCAAGUCAAUAUCAAGUCUAAGAUUAAAUGGGAAGAAUCACCACGCAGCUACUACUAUUAACAACGAUAACAAUAAUGCUGAUACUACCACUGACAAUAUUGUAUCCGCUACUACUGCUGCCGUUACUACUACUGAUAAUAAUAAUAAUAAUAAUAAUAAUUCCACUUCCAACGGUAAAGACACCCAUAAUGGUCGAUUUUUCAAAAGAAAAUCAUCAAAAUCAAGCUUAAGCAUCUUAUCUCCGUUAAAACAUGAUAGAAACCAUGGCGAUAGCAAUGUAUCUACUAACGAAACACCAUCAAAAAUCUUUCAUAACGCUAUUAAUUACAGUAAUAGAAGUACUAGUAACGGAAGUUUUGGUAAGAUUUUGGCUAAUAAUGACAAUAUCUCUAUGUAUAGUAGUAGUAAUAAUAAUACGCCUAUUAAGAAGAAAAGAUCAAUUAGUUCAUUAGCAGGAAGUAUCAAUAGUCAUAAAAUCAAUCCAUUUCAAUCAUCUUCAUUGCACAAAAGAGCUGAAUCAAAUGUUGGCGCUGGCAUCAAUAGCAGCAGCAGUAGUAGUAGUAAAUUAAGACAAAUUGGUGGAUUAUUGUUCCAUAAAUUCGCUUCAUCUUCUUCAUCCAACUCUUUACAUUCAAAAAAUAAUGGCAAUAAUGAUACCAGUGGCACUUCUUUGCCAGUUUCAAAUGCAACUAUAGCAAACAAUAUUGAACCAAUUAUGAAUUCUUCACAAUUAGGCCCAGCGCCCACAACAGUUACCGUUAAUACUAUUCAAAAUAAUGUUGAUGACAUUAAUACCACUAAUAAUCAUCAUAAGCAUAAUCACAAUAAUAGUAGUAGUUCUACUCUUAAGGCGAAGGUUAAUAAUGGUGGUACCAAUACUGAUGUCUUCCCUACUAUUUUCCAUCCAACAAAUGUUACUCACUUAUCAGAAGGAAACGAGGGAAUCAGUAUAAGUAGUAGCAGUGAUAGUGGAAUUGAUAGCGACGACAAUAUAAAUAGUAUCAUACAGGAGGAGGAGGAUGAAUACAGUGGGGAUGAUGAUUAUGAUGAAGACAAUGAUGGUGAUGACGAUUAUGAUGACGAUUAUGAUUAUGAUCCUGUUAAAAAGGUAAAUACUAAUGAAUUAUUAAAGCGUGGCAAACUGGAAUCAGCGAACGAUAUAUUUGGUGAGAACAAGAACACUAAUAAUGUACACGGUUAUGUUUAUGAUGAUGAUGGUGAUGAUGAUGAUGAUGAGUAUAACGCCAAUGAAAAACACAGGAAAAAUUAUAAAAAUUUAGAUACAAUUGAAACCCGCAGAAAGUCUAAUUUACUACCCUCUAGGGGAACUUUAGAUAUGAGCAAAUAUUUGGAUCAAUUAGAUGCAAUUUUUGAAAUUAAUAGUGACGAUAACAAUAGUAAUAAUAAUAUUCAAACUAACGAUAAUACUAAAUAUAAUGAUAAUAUUGAUGCUAAUAGCAUUACAAAGGGAAAGAAUGUAGAAGUUAUGAUAUCCGGAAAAAAUGAUGCUAAUCAAGAUAAUAAUAAUCUAACUUAUACUGCGAAUAAUACUCAACAAAGUGAUGAAGCUCGCAACGCUGUUACUGAUAGUAAGGGGGAAUUUGAAACAGUCGAUGAGUUAAGAAGAUACCUGCAAUUCGCAGAUGAUUAA